UUCGUUUCAAAUCGAGGCCUACUCUGGAGUAUGCCUUCAACACCUUCCAGGUCAUCAUACCCCCUCUCUCCACAGACACCCAGCUCAUACCGCCGCCCCUACAUCCCCACAACCUCGGAUACCCCAGACGACCCCAAUGCGUCGCUACAACAUCCCGGCCUUGCGCACCGGUCCAGCAAGAGCAUGAGCUCUCUCAGCCACGUCUUUUCCCAGGCCGAGGGUUCUGCUUCGGGCUCAGGCUCUAGUGGACGGUUGGGAGGGCUGAAAGAGGCGGAGGAUAGACGCCGUAGUGUGGACAGUCCAAGCGUACAUAGAAAGAGGCGCAGUGAGGGGCUGCCGGACUGGUUAAAUGGAGGCAGGGAGGAGCGAAGGGUCAAGCGACUGGAUCUUCCUGUGAGUGGGAUACUGCAGCUGUGCGGCCUUCACAUGUCGUUUCUCAGCUGACGCACGGACCUCGCAGGCCAAUCCUAGAGAAUGGACUCCUUCUGACCUGUCGCAAUACCUUGCAUACGAACUACGGACAGGCGGCGUCGACCAUAUGGGCAAGACAUUACCUGCGCCCCUGAUACGAGACAUCGAGUCGUGGGUGUUCAGGCAAAGAGUCUCGGGAAAGGUGUUUCUGAGCGGCAGUUCGGAUGGUUGGGGGUACGUAUGGCCGGGACUAUCUAGCACAAGGCUGACUUUUGAUGUAGGAGCAGUACUUCCAAACCACCACCCUUCUUGCCGCUAUUGCAAUACAUUGCUCGCCGACUUCGCCGUCAGUCCUUAUCCCGCCCGCCCCCAGUCCACCCUUCCAACCCUGGCUCUCCCACACUCUUUGAAGAGGACGAACUGUUUGAAGACGAAGAUGAAGGUGUCUUUGGCGUCAAGCGUAUGGUCAUCGACUAUGAUGCCCGUUCGUCUGCCUCGGAAGCUUCCGGCGACGAAAGCGACCACCACGACGCCCCUCGGCUCCUAGCCCAACACACUGGAGAUAGUGUGAUAGAGAGGUGGAGAAAAUGGGAAGAAACGGGUGGAGAGAUGAGGCCGCCCGAACAUGAAGAGUAUAUCCAGGGCUAUGGAAGAGGGGAUGGUGGGAGGAAGAGGAAUGUGUCCAACGUCUCGGCGACGUCUGCUGGGUCGGUCAAUGUGACCCCGGCGAGGAGGGGAAGCGAGACCAAGCACAGCAGUCCGACUAUGGAGGAGCUAUUGAAGGCGAGAGGAGACGAUACUCUGGAGGUGGGAGAUGAUGGUAUGGGAGGAGCUACGAUCAAGGCUGUUCCUCCGACAGCUUCUGCGGCCAGUGCGCCGUUGACAACAGGUUCUGUCAUAACGCCGUCUUCGCCAUAUACCACGCCCAUGGCCGACACAUCCUCAGCACCGGCAGACACCAAAUCCGUAACUCCCACACCUGACCGCCCUCCUGGUCUGUCCAGCCUCGUAGAGGCGGACGGGGAGAAUGACGAUACCCCAGAAGCGACACCCUCCAAAUCCCAAACUUCUCAACCCCGGCAAACCUCUGAUGGUUCCAGCCGGUAUACCUCCCUCGGUCGCUCUGAUCGAAGACAUCCACGAGAACAUUCUCAAGAUGAUGCGGCAGAUUCAGAUGAUCCCGAAGAGGGAGAGGCGGAGACGGGACGGUGGGAGAGUGCGAGGAGGGUGACACUGAGGCCGACGAGGGCUAUGACAAAGAGUAUCUCUGCUCUUCCCGUGAUCCCUUCGGUCGAGGCGGUGGAAUCAAAGGCCAACGAGAAAGUGAGGGACGCAGAGAAAGAAGUUGCGGUGAAAGGAGAAGUUGCGAUACAGGUGGAUAAGCUGGUUGAAAAGAUCAAGGAACUAGAGGCGAGGUUGGAGGUGAUGUCUACAUCGACCCCAGCGCCCCCAGCCUCAGUUGACCCUUUGCCGGAGGCUAAUCCCGCACCAGUCGAGCCGCAGACUGUCCUCACUCGGUUAGGACUUGGCGGCGGAGAUGGGACCCUCGGAUACGUGUUCUUGAUUGGUCUUGGUGCGGGUGUUGGUGUGGGGGCAAUUGUAAUGCGUAUACUGCGCGCGAGGUGAUCUAUGAUAAUGACUUGGCUGCUUUCUAUAAUGACAUGAUGACAUCUGAUGACUUGCUUUCA
Molecule: messenger RNA, 2099 nt
Organism: Cryptococcus amylolentus CBS 6039
Lineage: Eukaryota; Fungi; Basidiomycota; Tremellomycetes; Tremellales; Cryptococcaceae
Exons: 2
Coding region: 874-2037 (387 amino acids)
Source: RefSeq, a predicted model, not a curated record